Sorghum bicolor (sorghum) is the source of this 1280-nucleotide messenger RNA. RefSeq lists its product as uncharacterized. Lineage: Eukaryota; Viridiplantae; Streptophyta; Magnoliopsida; Poales; Poaceae. Bases 331 to 990 code for a protein of 219 amino acids. The record is from RefSeq and is a predicted model, not a curated record. The transcript is spliced from 3 exons.
CUCCCCACAUCCAUCACUCGAUCGGCAUCGGCAGGCAGGCACAACUCGUAUCGUAUCGUAGCAGCAGGUUCCUGUUGCAGCGUACGUACAAAUCGUACACAAAAAGCAUAUAUAGCCCCCAUCAUCGGCCAUCGACCUCAAGUGAUAGCACUCGAUCGGCAGUUUGUAGAAGGAGCUGGAAAAAGCAGAGCACUCCUCGCUCUGUUAGCUAGCUGCUUGCCAUCUCCUCCCUGCUAGCUGCUGGCCUCUGGUAGUUUGUAGUAGAAGCAGCUAUAGCUAGUAGCUUGCCAUCUCCAUCGAUCCACCAGAGGGAGAGAGCAGAGAGAGAGGAUGGUGAGCAGCACGACGAUGGCGGCGGCGAGCUGCGGCGGCGUGAGGGCGGCGGGCGUGCUGCCGCUGGCGUCGCUGAACCACAUCAGCAUCGUGUGUCGCAACGUGGAGGCGUCGCUGCGCUUCUACACCGACGUGCUCGGAUUCGUCCCCAUCCGCCGCCCCGGCUCCUUCGACUUCGACGGCGCCUGGCUGUUCAACUACGGGAUCGGCAUCCACCUGCUGCAGUCGGAGGACCCCGGCAGCCUCCCGGAGAAGGGCGAGAUCAACCCCAAGGACAACCAUAUCUCCUUCCAGUGCGAGAGCAUGGUGGCGGUGGAGCGUCGUCUGAAGGAGAUGGGCAUCCCGUACGUGCAGCGCUGCGUGGAGGAAGGCGGCAUCAACGUGGACCAGAUCUUCUUCCACGACCCCGACGGCUUCAUGAUCGAGAUCUGCAACUGCGACAACCUCCCCGUCAUCCCGCUCGCCGGCGCCGUCCAGCUCGGGUCAUGCAAGCGCGCCGCGGCGGCGGUCGUCGUCGGCAAGCAGCAGCAGCAGCAAAGCAGCGUCGUCGUCGUCGUGCCUCCUCCUUCCCCUCCGGUCACCGCGACGGCGGCCGCGCAUCAUCAGGCUAUCCGCGUCGCCGAGGAGUCGUCGUCGUCGCACAUUUCGUGCGCGUGAUUUGAUGACUACACGAGAGGAUCCAUCGGUCAGUGUCGUGCCGGAUCGUCGAUGAUGCAUGCCGUCGUCGUCACAGCGAGACGGUGACGCAUUGGAUCAUGGCACGAUGGAUUUAUCGAUGGAGUCGUCACGGCCAAGCGUAGUCUCUCUGUACAUGCGCGUGCGUGCGUUCGUGUGUAGCUGGAUGUGCAAGCAAACUGCCCGUUUUUAGUAAAGAAUAAACGAACCAAUUAAGGUGGCUCCAUCGAUCUAUACUAAUAGCUACUAAGUGGUGUCUUCUGGUUUCUCUA